AUGCCAAUGCUAGAGGAGGUCUACUUUUCACGGGGCUUUGAUCUGAUGCAAAUACAUGGAAUUUCUGUUGAUCUAUCGCAUCUAAGGGUUCUCAACUUAUCAAAAAUCCGCAUUCUCAAUGACAGGUUGCCGUGUGAUGCUUUUAAGAAGGGCACAUCCCCCAUUACAUCGCUAGCGAUCGAAGGGUUUGAAGAUUCCUCUGACACUCUCCACCGUCUCGUAGCCUGGCCGGCUAAGUUGGAGCACUUCUCGUUCGCAGAAUGUGUUGGAGAGGAUUCCCGGACCUGGAGCUUGUCUACCAUUGCAUCUGUUAUCUCCACCCAUAAGACAACGCUGCGAUCACUCACUAUUGGCGAAGUGCAAGAGCGGGGCCUUAUCAACUUCGAUCUAACAGACUUCGAGAGUCUAGAGUAUCUUUCGCUAUCGGCUUGGGCUACCGGAUUUGAUACCGGCUACGAGAUGAACUUGCUCGCUCCGCGACUCGCCAAGUUCCGUUGGUCAUUCGCUACUCGGCGCGAAGAUAUCAUUGAUUUCGAUGACGAACAGGAGAAUUGGCUUAGACGAUUUGCUGCUGCAGCAGUUGCGCGGAAGCUAACUCUUCAAGAGAUUUUUAUCCAGUUUUAUCUCCGUUCAUUUUGUGGUCAGCGUGUGUCAUUUAACGAGAGAUAUCCUUGGGACAGAAUGAAGCACAUUGCUAGAGAUAUCCAGGGUCAUGGGAUAAACCUAUCAUGGGCAGAUCCGAACAUGAGUAGAGAAUUUUGGGUAGACUUUUGCGGGCCGCUAACUGAUGAGGAGUUGCGGAGGAGUGAUACCUGA
This is a messenger RNA of Trichoderma aggressivum f. europaeum, 816 nucleotides long. RefSeq lists its product as uncharacterized. The record is from RefSeq and is a predicted model, not a curated record. The coding region runs from base 1 to 816 and encodes 271 amino acids. The transcript has 2 exons. Lineage: Eukaryota; Fungi; Ascomycota; Sordariomycetes; Hypocreales; Hypocreaceae.